Molecule: messenger RNA, 3952 nt
Organism: Ictalurus punctatus (channel catfish)
Lineage: Eukaryota; Metazoa; Chordata; Actinopteri; Siluriformes; Ictaluridae
Gene: tmem163b
Product: transmembrane protein 163b
Exons: 8
Coding region: 653-1342 (229 amino acids)
Cellular component (GO): synaptic vesicle membrane
Molecular function (GO): zinc ion binding
Source: RefSeq, a predicted model, not a curated record
UUGACUAGACGUGGGCGUGUCCAGAGACGUGACGAAGUCGAGAAAAGUUUCACUUCAUGCAAAUUCGGAGCAACUUGGUGCAGCGACUACCAAUGGGAGUGAAGACAAUAGAGCGCACGUGAUCUGUGGUCCGCCAUGCUGCCUGCGAGUCCAAAUAGUUUUGAGGACCCAGACGGUCCGGCGCUUGUGCAGAGAGCGCACACUGCUUCUCCUUCAUCUCGUAGGAUAUGAUUAUAUAUACACGGGUGCAUUUUAUAUACAAACGCUCUCCCAGCAAAACCGGUUUUGUUGUCGAAGGUGGAACAGGAUAAGAUGAUAAGAUGAUAUUGAUGCCCCGUAGGGGAAAUUCAAACUGUAGGAUGAGUGACGUCAAAGAAAGAAAGAAAGGAAAUCAUUUCCAUAAAAUACCUAUACAAUAGAAAUAACAGAAACUAUAAAACACAUCUGUGUGUAUGUACAUACGCUGGAGUUCUAUUGGUAAAUGUACAUGCGCAGUAUCGCCAGUAUUUAUAUACACGUGCAGGAUCUGUGAAUCUGUGAAUGCUAGUCGCGCAACCCAUUGAUAAAUGUUACUAUGGCAACCAGUAGUAGGAAUGCCUACUGGUGAAAUCAUAAUACAGCGACUGGUGACUUGCAGUGAUAAAAUUGCUGUAUGUGUGAACGUACCUUUAGAGAUCUUCUAGAAAGCAGUCAACGUCUGAAACCCCAUGAGGCUCAAAGUUAUCGGAAGAAGGCAUUGUGGGUAUCAUGGGUGUCCAUCGUGGUGACGCUGAUCCUCGCCAUCGCUGCAUUCACUGUUUCAACGAUGAGAAGCAGUGCCUCCGCUUUUGGCUUCGCUUUUGACGCCACACUAGACGUGCUGAGCUCCAUCAUCGUGCUGUGGCGUUACAGAAACGCAGCGGCUGUGCACUCUGCCCACAGAGAGUACAUAGCUUGUGUGGUUUUGGGAGUGGUGUUUAUCCUGUCUGGGCUAACCAUCCUGAUUAAGGCCGCCCAUGCUCUCGCCACCAAAGUGCUCCCUGAAGUGGAUGACUUCCUCUACAGCGUGUCGGUGCUCAGCGGCCUGGUGUGCUCAAUUCUGGCUGUGCUAAAGUGCAUGCUGGGUAAAGUGCUGACCAGCAGGGCACUCAUCACUGACGGCUUUAACUCAUUGGUGGGCGGAGUUAUGGGUUUCUCCAUCCUCAUCAGUGCUGAAGUGUUUAAGCACAACCCGAAGGUUUGGUAUUUGGACGGCGCCAUUGGUGUACUGAUUGGACUCAUCAUCCUGGCUUAUGGCGUCAAGCUCCUGAUCGACAUGGUCCCUCGAGUGAGACAGACCAGACACUACGAGCGCUUCGAGUAGGAUCAACAGCGCACAGUGGAGACUGGACUCGAUCUGCAUACACCCACACACACUUUGAAGAGACUCUCGCAAGGAAGGGAAACACUCACCUACGCACAAACACUCCCAUACAUAUAACAAAUACACACACAUACAGAAUGCACAGUGAGUCACAGCAACCUCUCAUCCUCGCCAAUAUAACCCCUGCUCUUUGAAGACUCUCUGAGGAAGACAAGGAUGAAGUAGAACAAGAACAGGAACAAACCUCCUGAAGAUAUGAAACUGGGUCAAGGAAGCGUUCUUCAUGGGCGUGUUCACGUGGUGCAAAGCCACUGCAGCUGAUCUCGAUAACGUUUAAAAAGGACACCGCCUGUCUUAACAAUACCGAGCUACUGAGUGUGUGUACAUGUGUAUUUAUCAUUCGUCAAGAUGACAACGCAAUGAAAAUGCACCUGCUCUUAUACACUCAUUACCUGUGGCUGGGAGUAUCAGAGACUGGAGUGUCUGGAGAGAAAUGAAAAGAAGAAGAAGAAGAGCGAAAGAGAAAGAGAGAUGGUACCUCGGACACAAAACUAUAUUUAGCAUUCAUUCAUCUUCCGCAGCAUCCGUGUGUGCUCCUCGAGCGACAAACGACGAAGCAGCUGCCACGCCGUUAUCGUAACUCGAAUCCCGCCUCAUCUGGACAUUUUUCUUCCUUAAAUGUGAUUACAGGGUGUGGAUUCCUUCGCCAUAUGGACGUCUACCUCUUUACAAGCCCGCCAACUGCAAGAUAAUCACAUCCUGCAGCUUGUACACUGAAAACGGACAGAUACGAUCGAGUAUCCAAAGUAGAAUAGAAAAACGUUCUACAGGUACAAGAAGCACACUCGUACACAGCCGGAACAUCCGAGAGCUUGAACAUCGCAGAGAGAUUAGCACAACGUUAUUAAAUCUUAACAGUGUACAUAACACGCUCAUGUAGUUACGACGACAUUGUUCUGAAGGUCAGCGUUUUCAUUUUCAAUGGUUAUGUAUAAUUAUAAAAUGUUUAUUGUAGAUCUAAUGGUAGUAUAGUGAACAUUGGAAUUUGAUCAAUAUGCUAAGUGACUAAUGUAAAUGAUCUUGUUUAGCUAUGAUAAUUCGCCGAUGUUAGGUGACGUGGCUGGCGUACACGUUAGAAUGGUGCCGUCAUGUGUUACACUCGAUUAUUUCGAAGUAUUGUUCGUUUACAUAAAUAUUUAUAUGAAUGGGAGUGUGUACGGUGAUUAGCACAACUCUGCUUACAGCUCUGGUUUCACGUUCCAAAGUCGACAGUUCAGUGAAACGUCGUCGGUACCUUACUGUGUGAUGUGGAAAUUAGCCAGGUGUUCUGAGAAAACGUGUUACUAGUGAAUAAAUUGCUGGUCAAGUCACAAAGGUACAAACGUAUGAUUGUACAUAUUUCCCUACAGUAUAUUUGUUUCGUUUCAUGAGUAUUAACCCCUCGAAUGAACCCUCGUGAUCGGACUUACUUUCCUCUCAUAACAAGGCAAGGGUGAAUCAGGGGCAUAAACUGUUUUUUGGAAGUACUUUAGGGUAUCCACUUUUUCAUUAAUAAGCAGAAAACCCUUCGGGUUGUUUUUCCCCCCUCACAAUCUUCACUUUCUUUCUGGUUUCCCAGACGUUUUAUUAAGAGUAGCCUUCGCUUUUCCAUUCCGAAAUCACAGCUAGUUCUGGCUAGUCUAGCUAGCAUUAGGCUUGUGUAAUUUAUGUAACACUCACUCUCACACGCUUUUACUUACUUAAAAUCAUCAAAUCACCUCAUAAACGCUAAUUCCAGCAAGUCUCACUUACUUACGUAGCACUGCCAUUUCACGGUCCUUUUUAUUUGUAUUAUUUAUUAAUGUUAAUUCACUCACACCUCAUGAAUGCUAAUUCGAGCUAGUCUAGUUAGAGGCUAGUGUUCAGCUAAUGUAAUAUUUUUCAUCACACAAGGUUUAAACAGUUAAUAACAUUAUUUUAUUUAUUUAGUUCUAGCUAGGAACUAGCAUUACACUUAUGUGACUUUCGUAACACUGACAUGUCAUGGUGCUUUUAGAGAUUUAUUAAGCGUAACGUCCUUGUAUCAAUUCACUUUCACGCUUGAUCACGUCACCUCAUGAACAUCUAUUCUAGCUCGUUAGAGACUAGCACUCGGCGUAUGUAACUUAUAAAACACUCGUUUCACACUUCUUUCAGAGGGAAAUGUAGGAUUUUCUUCUUCUUCUUUUCAAUUUGCCUUUACUUUUUCCAUCCUCAAUCGUCAUUAAAAAUCCCUCAUUAAACACUAAUUCUCAUUAAAGCUAGUCUACAGGUUAGUUUUAGUGUUAUGUCGCUUAUCUCACAUUUCCUGGUCCUUUUAGAGACUCAUUGAGCGAAGUAUAAUUAAACCUCCCUAAGAAUGCUACUUCUAGCUAGUCUAGCUAGGAGCUAGCUUUUGGCUCAUGUAGAUUAUGUAUCAUCAAAUCUCCUCAUGAAUGCUAAUUCUAGCUAGCUACAUUCUACUGUACAUCAAGCUGAACUCUUUCAAGCUGACCACACAGUCUGAAAUCACAUCAAACUUAGAGUCUGGUAAACUACACUACAACGCCAGUGGGUGUUUUUUUUUUUUUUUUUUACUACAAUUUAUUUAUA